Diospyros lotus (date-plum) is the source of this 662-nucleotide messenger RNA. RefSeq lists its product as uncharacterized. Lineage: Eukaryota; Viridiplantae; Streptophyta; Magnoliopsida; Ericales; Ebenaceae. The coding region runs from base 102 to 431 and encodes 109 amino acids. The transcript is spliced from 3 exons. The record is from RefSeq and is a predicted model, not a curated record.
AAGAAGGAGGAACAGAUGAGGAGAAGGGUAUUAGUUUGGAUUAGCGAGAGAAAGAGAGAGAGAGGGCAACCAAGAGAGAAUUAAGUUGGAAUUAGCAUAAUAUGAAGGUCACUUGCCACAAUCGCAGGGAGUUGAUUCGGUGCUUGCGCCAGAAUCCCACCCAACCGAAAGUUAUUGUGUUCACUGCAACAUGGAGUACACCCUGCCGGAUAAUGGAACCAUUUCUGGAUAACUUGUAUAGGAGAUACCAGAACGUUGCUGACUUCCUCUAUGCAGAUGUGGACGAACUUGAGUCGCUCGCUAGGCAAUUAGAAAUCACCGAUCAACUGCCGACUGUGAUACUGCUGAAAAACGGCGGGGACGAAGAGGAAUGGUUUUCGGGAGCCGAUAACGAGGAACUACAGAGACUGUUCCAAGGAUUCUUUCGAUAGAAUUGGUCUUGCAUGCAUGCUUGCUUUCGGAGAUAUUGGCCACUCACUUGCUGCUUAUAUGGCAUGGUUUGUUCGUAUACAAAUAAAGCCCAUCACACAUGGCUUAACCUUAUUGUGUUAGUACGUCAGUGUGGAUUUCUUUUCGCAUAUAUAUCAAACAGACCGGUAUUGAUUGUAAGCUUAUAUUAUAUAUACAAAUGAUAUAUGUAAGAUGAACAAGUUUUUGCUCUA